Ostreobium quekettii is the source of this 2748-nucleotide messenger RNA. The record is from the annotation of a GenBank genome assembly. NCBI's taxonomy places the organism in Eukaryota, Viridiplantae, Chlorophyta, Ulvophyceae, Bryopsidales, Ostreobiaceae.
AUGGGCGACCUCAGGAGAAAGGAAUCGGUGGCGGACGCCAAGCAGGGCUUGCUGGGCGGGGCCGUCAGCCUCGCGGUGUCGCAGGAAGUUGGAGGAUCCCCGGCGUCGAGCGGAAGAUGGUCCCGUCUGGGUUCUCUGCUGGCGUCUGUGGGUUUGAACGAGAAAAGGAAGGUCAAGCUGAGGAAGAUCAUGGACAGCACUGCAAUGCAGACGUCGAUGCUCGUACUGCUGGUCUACGUCCUCUUUGUUACCGACAUUGCGGCGCUGGCGGCCGCCCCCCACUCCACCGUCUCGCCAAUAGACGCUUCGCUGCUGGCCAGCGUCGUCCUUUUUGGACUUGAAAUGGUGGCCAAUGCGUGGGUGCAGCAGAAGAGAGAUGCGUUCUACUUGACUCUCGAACUCAUUGGGACGCUGUCGAUUCUGUUGGAGGUGUCGUGGGUGAGCGCUGGGCUCAUUCCCAGCAAUGACUACAAGACAGCGAAUGUCUCCAGAACAGCAAUCAUAACGUCGAGAGCUGGUCGCGUAACGCGGCUUGUGCGGUUGGUGAGGUUUGUUCGGGCGCUAAAGAUCUUCAUGAUGAUCAGACGGUACUUUGCACGAAAGGUGGAAAGCGAUACCACGGAGAAAUCCAUGGCGCCGUCUUCAAUCGGAAGUCACUUGGCAGACAAGAUUUCAACACUGGUGGCGUUCCUGGUGAUGGUGACAAUGAUGGUUGUGAUGCUGCUUCAAACCAACGAGGUCGACAGGGCACCCCAGGCGUACAUCGAAACACUGCAAAUGAGGGCUGGCGAGUCAAAGGAGGAGCUGAGCCCUCUGGUGGAGACCUUGAGGACGUUUAUAAGACAAGGAGAUGCGGAAAUGGAGGUGAAAAUAUUGAAGGUUGAAGACAAGCUGUGGGACUUCACCCCGGAGGUGGGGUCAUUUAACGGGAGAGAAAAAGACAGGCUUGUGCUUUCAGGCGAUGGUUCCCCCGUUGUUACCAUGGAACUCGAUCUCUCCAAGCAGAACAAGCAAGAGGCAUUGUACGACAUGCUCCUGGGAAUUUGCGUUAUUUUGGAGCUCUGUAUUUUUGUUGCCGUGCUCCACCGCAACACCACCAGGAUACUUGUUGCACCACUGGAGAGGAUUUUCAACACGAUUCAAAAGAACGCCUCCCAGAUCAUGUCAGCGCUGGAAACCGAAAAUGAGGACGCCGAUGCAACGGAAAUUAGUACAAUUGAGGCUGCCAUCAACAAAAUGAGCAAGCUGGUGGCCCACGUGACCGCAUCUGGCACGCAAGGACAACACGUGGUGAAGGACUACCUCCAGGACGUGCACACCACGGACGACACCAAGGCAUGGCUGCACGAAAUGGCCGGCGGAAGUGCACAUGGCAACGCAACGGAGCCGAACAGGGGAAGAAAGUCCACUGUGGGCGCGGGGUGGCUGGAUAAAGUGACCCAAAAGCACAUGGAAAAGGCAAUGAGCUUGUCUGGAGACAGGCAGAAGGCGCCAAAACUGCUCGUUGACAUGGCAGAUGUUGAUCUGGACAGGCUGAAUUCCUGGGAUUUCGACGUGUACGAUUAUACCACUGAGGAACUGAUGACCUCGAUAUGCGUGAUGUUCGAACAGCUGGAAUUAGCAGAGUUUAAAGAAGAGGCCAGUAAAAGGGAUGACGAGUCUAAGCCAUUGGUCACGAUGGACAUAUUGUACCAAUUCAUUGACAAGGUUCGCGAGAGAUACAACGAUGUGCCCUACCACAAUUUCUUUCACUGCGUUGACGUCACUCACGCAACCUACCGCUUCAUCAUGCUCACCAUCCACAAGACGCAUAUGACGAGGGUAGAAAGAUUCGCUCUGGUGGUGGCGGCACUUUGUCACGAUCUGGACCAUCCAGGUCUGAACAACGCCUUCCUCGUUAACUCGAGGAGCGAAUUGGCGCGACUGUACAACGAUAACUCCGUGCUUGAAAACCGCCACGUGUCAUGUCUGUACACCCUGGUCGCGGAGCACCCAGAGGCGGAUGUCUUCCAGCUGCUGGACGAGGCGACGUGGAAAGAAGUUCGCAAAAUUGCCAUUGGGGCCAUACUCCACACAGACAUGCAGCACCACUUCGCAAUGGUGUCCAAGGUGGACGUGUUCUAUGAAUUGCAUGCCAGUGCGAUAAACGUGUACGGCAGAGCGGAUUCCGUGGAGGGAGAUUAUGAGGUCUUUCAGUCGGGACUCUUCAAAACCACAGAAGAUCGAUUGUUCAUGAUCAGCAUGUUGCUGCACUGUGCAGACAUAAGCAACGCCGUGAAGCCGCUAAAAAUAAGCGAAAGAUGGGCAACAAACGUUCUGAACGAGUUCUUCGCUCAAGGCGACCUUGAGCAAGAGCGGGGCCUGCCCAUCUCCCCCAUGUGCAACAGAGACACGACAAGCAGGCCCCAGUCCCAAAUCAACUUCAUCGAGUUCAUUGUGGCCCCGCUGUAUUUCCAGGUGGUUCGCAUAUUUCCGGAGCUGCGUCUUUCCAUGAUCAACCUUAGAGACAACAGAAGGUACUGGGAUGAGCAGCACCUGAAGAGCAUCAAUGAGAGCACUGAGAUGUCAUCUUCGGAACGGGAGGAGGAGAAGAAGAAGGCACAGCAGAGGUUUUCGGCGUUUGUGCAGAAGUACAAGGAAGCUUUUGACGAUCAAAGGUGGUCUGCCGUUCGGAGUUCGGUUCGGAGUGGGAUAUUGGGCCAGAGGACCCCCAAUUCCACGCCGCCCAAGCCACCUGAACCUGGAUAG